Messenger RNA from Staurois parvus, 582 nucleotides. NCBI's taxonomy places the organism in Eukaryota, Metazoa, Chordata, Amphibia, Anura, Ranidae. The record is from the annotation of a GenBank genome assembly.
GCUGACAGAGCCCAAAAACAUGGCAUGGAUGAAUUUAUCUCCUCAAACCCGUGCAACUUUGACCACGCUACCCUGUUUGAGAUGCUUCAGCGACUCACACUGGACCACAGACUUAACGACUCCUAUUCCUGCUUGGGUUGGUUCAGUCCUGGUCAGGUGUUUGUCCUGGAUGAAUACUGUGCGCGCUACGGAGUGAGAGGCUGCCAUCGACACCUUUGUUAUCUAGCCGAUUUACUGGAAAGAGCAGAAAAUGGAGCCAUGGUUGACCCAACUUUGCUCCAUUAUAGCUUCGCCUUCUGCGCAUCACAUGUACAUGGCAACAGGCCUGAUGGCAUAGGAACAGUUACAGUUGAAGAAAAGGAGCGAUUUGAAGAGAUCAAGGAAAGACUUCGCUUGCUGCUGGAAAAUCAAAUCACACAUUUUAGGUAUUGCUUUCCAUUUGGCCGACCAGAGGGAGCAUUAAAAGCAACUUUAUCCUUGUUGGAGAGGGUAAGCAGUCAUUUCUCCUUAAAGAAGUGUAAUACUUUCUCCUCUUGCACCAAUAAAUUUGUUAUGGUUAUACCCUUUGAUCAGCUACUCUGA